Prunus armeniaca (apricot) is the source of this 483-nucleotide messenger RNA. The record is from the annotation of a GenBank genome assembly. Lineage: Eukaryota; Viridiplantae; Streptophyta; Magnoliopsida; Rosales; Rosaceae.
AUGGCAGAAGCAACAAAGAGGUAUGCAGUUGUUACUGGAGCAAACAAAGGUAUAGGAUUGGAAACUGUAAGGCAGUUGGCCUCAAAUGGGUUCACCGUAGUCUUAACUGCCCGAGAUGAGAAGAGGGGUCUUGAAGCUGUUGAGAAACUCAAAGAGUCUGGCCUCUCAGACUUCAUCAAAACCCCAGUUUGGGAAACUCGAAUCUUGAUAGUGAAACAGUUGGACUCUGCACAGGUGAACAAUGCAGGGAUUGGGUGGAAGAUAGUAGAUGGUGAUGCUUUUAAAGCUUCUGUAGCCUCCGGUGCCACGGAAAUAGGAGGAGUUGAUUUUAGUAAACUAGUGACUGAAACUUAUGAGUUAACAGAAGAAUGCUUGCAAAUAAACUAUUAUGGUGCUAAAAGAACAGCUGAAGCACUUAUCCCACUCCUCCAGUUAUCCGAUUCACCGAGAAUGUUAAUGUUUCGUCUUCCAUGGGGAAGUUAA